CUCGUGUGAGUUUAUUUUGAAGUAGUUUAAUAAAGUUUGAAUUUACUGACGCUCUCUAAAAAAACCGAAAAAUGGCUUAUCUUAAACCGCUGAAGUGUCUCAAUCUAGAUACGAAUCAACAAAAAAAUUUCAUUAAAUUUUUCAAGAUGUUACCAGAUAAACCUACCACAACGGUGCGUUUUUUUGAUCGGUCGGACUACUACAGCUGCCAUGGAUCGGAUGCCGAAUUCGUUGCCAAAUGUGUGUUCAAAUCUACAAACGUAGUAAAAAUCAUGGCUCCUCCGGGAUCGGAUGUUGAAGUACCCUACGUUGUGCUCAGCAAAAACAACUUCGAACGAUUCGUGCGUGACCUUUUACUGGUUCGUAAUUAUCGUGUUGAGGUCUAUACGAAUAAGGGUCCCAUUAAGGCGUCCAAUGAUUGGGUGCUGGAAUUUAAAGGAUCACCCGGAAACUUAUCCCAGUUGGAAGACAUAUUGUUCACAAAUAAUGACAUGGUAGCAGGAUCGGCGUUGAUGGCUCUUCAUGUAAAGCAGCAAGGGAAACAGAAAGUGAUCGGUAUCGCGUGCAUUGAAAGCAUCGAUCGAGUUUUUUCGGUUUCUGAGUUUCUCGACAAUGACUUCUACUCGGAACUGGAAGCGCUAGUGGUGCUGCUCGGACCAAAGGAGUGUAUUCUUCCAUCUGCGGAGGCCGACUAUGAACGUAUCAAAACUCUUCUGGAGAGGAAUAACGUUAUUGUCACAUUGAAGAAGAAGCAAGAUUUCUCACUCGAAAAGAAUGACAUUAUACAGGAUUUGAACAAGCUUCUUAGAUUUUCUAAAGGUCAAAAAGAAAGUGCCAAUACUAUGCCUGAAACCUCGAAGAUAAUUGCACUAGCUGCACUGGGUGUGGCCAUUCGGUACUUGGAACUAGCGAAUGAAUCCUCCAAUCAUGGCCACUAUGAACUGAAGAUGCUAAACUUAAACAGAUUUGUUCAUCUGGAUGCAGCUGCCGUCUCUGCGUUGAAUCUCUUCCCAAAGUCAGGUGCCAACAUUAAUUCAGCCGCUUUUAAAUGGCACAGUAUACUAGGAGUACUCGAUCGCUGCAAAACUCCUCAGGGGCAUCGUCUGAUGGCUCAGUGGCUCAAACAACCACUACGCAGCUACGAUAUCAUCAAGGAUCGUCACGACAUUGUAGAAUGUCUGAUCGAUAGUACUUCUGCAAGAUCUGAGCUACAUGAUUUGCACAUGAAGCGGCUUCCGGACAUUCUCAUUGUCGUCAAUAAACUGAUCCGUAAGAAAGCCUCUUUGCAGGAUAUCUUCCGUUUGUACCAAGUGGUUCUACGAAUGCCAAAAGUUCUACGUCUCUUAGAAACGCUCGAAAACCCGACAGUGAGAAACAUCAUCAAUGAGCCAAUGAAAGAUGUCCUGGGAGAUCUGAAGUUGUUCAAAUCUAUGGUUGAACAAAUCCUUGACUUGGAAGCCGUAGAACGGGGCGAAUAUUUAGUGAAGCAUACCUUCGAUGACAAGCUAAAAGAGUACAAAGUACAGAUGGAUGACAUUGAGAGUAAAAUGAAACGGUUACUUGCAAAAGUUGCUGAUGAAUUGGGUUUGAAUGCAGGCACCUCUAUCAAAUUGGAAUUUGUUGGGCACCAUGGAUUCCAUUUCAGGAUUUCCCUCAAAGAUGAGACCAUUAUCCGAAAAAGUACAAAAUUCCAAAUUUUGGAUGCCGUCAAGGGAGGAGUCAGGUUCACCAAUGAAAAGCUUGCCGAUUACAGUGCCGACUUUACUAGUUCCAAAGAGUCUUAUGAAGAACAACAGAAAACGAUUGUCGAUGAAGUCGUUCGAAUUGCAGUAGGUUACGUCGAGCCGUGGACAAUGUUGAAUAAUCUAAUUGCCCAGCUUGACUGCUUUUUGAGCUUUGCUGUAGCGGCUGUCAGUGCGCCAGAGCCGUAUGUCCGUCCUAAAAUAUUCCAGGAAGGCGAAGGUCGUUUGAAGCUAGUUCAGUUGCGUCAUCCAUGCUUGGAACUGCAAGAAGAUGUUAACUUUAUUGCCAAUGAUGCCAUCUUUCAAAAGGAUGAAACGACUAUGUAUAUUAUUACUGGUCCAAAUAUGGGAGGCAAAAGUACAUUUAUUCGAUCUGUGGGCGUAGCUGUGCUUAUGGCCCACGUUGGAGCAUAUGUUCCGUGUUCUGAGGCGGAGAUAACAAUUGUCGAUUCGAUUUUGGGUCGAGUUGGAGCCGACGAUAAUCUAAGCAAAGGGCUGAGUACAUUCAUGGUGGAGAUGAUUGAAACCGCUGGUAUUAUUCGUACCGCCACCGACAAGUCAUUAGUAAUUAUCGACGAACUUGGUCGGGGCACCUCCACGUACGAAGGAUGUGGCAUUGCUUGGUCCAUUGCCGAAUAUCUUCUAAAGGAAACUAAAUGCUUUACACUAUUUGCAACACAUUUUCACGAGAUUACUGAAAUGGCCGAAACUCUCACAACCGUAAAAAGCUGCCAUAUGGAUGCAAUUGCAGACAAUGGCAAAUUUACAUUGCUAUAUCAAGUUAAACCCGGUGUCAUGGAGAAAAGUUUCGGAAUUCAGGUUGCAAAACUCGCCAAGCUCCCCAGCGAAGUUGUUCAACUGGCUCAAAAACUAUACGAAGAAUGUGAAGACCAUUAUGCUCAACUACAGAUGGAGAACGACGAAGAUGGAAUGAAGCUCCUUAAAUCUGCCAUUGGAAAAAUUGUUGAGGUUGAUCCAAAUAAUGAUGAGUCUAUUGAAACGAUGCUUCAGGAUAUCCGAAUCUGUGUAAGGAAUUCAAGCAGUACAUAUUUCCGUAAAACAUUUCCUAAACUCUACGCAUAAUUUUUAAACGUCGGCGUCGAAAACCUUGACGUUUAAUUUGUUUAACA
Ochlerotatus camptorhynchus is the source of this 2872-nucleotide messenger RNA. It is a transcript of the gene spel1, whose product is annotated as DNA mismatch repair protein spel1. NCBI's taxonomy places the organism in Eukaryota, Metazoa, Arthropoda, Insecta, Diptera, Culicidae. The coding region runs from base 72 to 2825 and encodes 917 amino acids. Gene Ontology annotation, biological process: mismatch repair; mitotic recombination. The record is from RefSeq and is a predicted model, not a curated record. The transcript is spliced from 7 exons. Gene Ontology annotation, molecular function: mismatched DNA binding; ATP-dependent DNA damage sensor activity; ATP binding. Gene Ontology annotation, cellular component: MutSalpha complex; nucleus.